GCGGGCUCCCCGGGAGGGCCCUCGCGGCGCUGGGCACAGUCCCUAAGCCGCUCGCCUCGCCCGGAGCGCAGCGCCGGUAGCCAUGAGCCACCUCUUCAGUCCCCAGCUGCCUGCCCUGGGCGCCUCGCCCAUGCUCUAUCUGUAUGGCCCCGAGAGACCCGGGCUACCUCUGGCCUUCACCCCCGCUGCGGCUCUGGGUGCGUCGAGCCGCGCCGAGCCCCCCCAGAAGCCGCCCUACAGCUACAUCGCGCUCAUAGCCAUGGCGAUCCAGGACGCGCCGGAGCAGAGGGUCACCCUCAACGGCAUCUACCAGUUCAUCAUGGACCGCUUCCCCUUCUACCGCGACAACAGGCAGGGUUGGCAGAACAGCAUCCGCCACAACCUCUCGCUCAACGAGUGCUUCGUCAAGGUGCCGCGGGAGAAGGGGCGGCCAGGCAAGGGCAGCUACUGGACGCUGGACCCUCGCUGCCUGGACAUGUUUGAGAGCGGUAACUACCGCCGCCGCAAGAGAAAGCCCAAGCCGGGCCCCGGAGCCCCGGAGGCCAAGCGAGUCCGCGCUGAGUCCCACGAGAGCGGCACGGACGCGCAGCCCGAGGCGGGCAGCGGGGCAGGAGGCUCGGGCCCGGCGAUGCCCCGCCACGAGGGAGCGCACGCGCGCCCCUCACCCCUCCCGGAAGGCCCCUCUCCGCCCGCGCCCCUCUGCUGGCCCGGGCCUGAGUCCGCAGACGAGGUUGCGGGUGACCCUGCCCAGCGCGCAGCGGCGGCGGAGGUCCGCCCGCCAGCGCGCACUCUGGAGGGCACGGUGGACGGCGCGGGGUCCCCUCUGCGCCCUGCCUCCCGCGGCUCCCCGAAGAGCUCCUCCGACAAGUCCAAGAGCUUCAGCAUAGACAGCAUCCUGGCGGGAAGGCAAGGCCAGAAGCCGGCCGGAGGGGACCCAGUCCCGGGGGGCGCCAAGCCGGGGACCAGCAGCUGUCUGGGCGCCUCGCUUCUGGCUGCCUCCUCCAGCCUCUGCCCGCCUUUCAACGCUUCCCUGAUGCUCGACCCGCACGUCCAGGGCCGCUUUUACCAGUUGGGAAUCCCAUUCUUCUCUUACUUUCCCCUGCAGCUCCCCGACAGGGUGCUCCACUUCCAGUGA
Nycticebus coucang (slow loris) is the source of this 1135-nucleotide messenger RNA. RefSeq names its product forkhead box L1 (gene FOXL1). Bases 83 to 1135 code for a protein of 350 amino acids. Gene Ontology annotation, biological process: anatomical structure morphogenesis; regulation of transcription by RNA polymerase II; cell differentiation. The record is from RefSeq and is a predicted model, not a curated record. The transcript has a single exon. Lineage: Eukaryota; Metazoa; Chordata; Mammalia; Primates; Lorisidae. Gene Ontology annotation, molecular function: RNA polymerase II cis-regulatory region sequence-specific DNA binding; DNA-binding transcription factor activity, RNA polymerase II-specific.